GAGGGGUCGUGAUGCAUGGUAACAAGCCAGAAUAGGAGCAGGUGUUUCAGGAUUCACAAAUUCGCAGUACUGCAUGGACUCUGCGGAGGUAACGGAGGCUCUUGUCUCUGGUGAACUGCGCCUAACCGGCAGGCAGCUCCCAGAGGUGCCGCAGCUCGUGUUCGCAUGCUGUGGACUACAGCUACUGGACAUAUCUGCGAAUUGCCUCACAACCUUGCCGGCUGUGAUAUCUGAGCUCAAAAGCCUCACCUUCUUGGACGUGUCAUUUAACCAGCUGCGCGAGCUGCCUGCUGCCGUGGGCGCCCUGACUUGCCUCACCUGCCUGAGGGCGCAGUACAACCAGAUCGAGCGGAUCCACCCGCAGGCCCUGCCCGCCAGCCUAGUCGAGCUUCACCUGGGCGACAACGCGCUGCGGCAGCUGCCCGCCCCGCUGCCCGCCCUGCCCCGUCUCACGCACCUGGACCUGCGCUUCAACCGGCUGAGCCACCUCCCUCCGCAGCUGGGGCGCCUGGCAGGCAGCCUGCGUAGACUGGGGCUGGAGGGCUGUCCG
This is a messenger RNA of Astrephomene gubernaculifera, 550 nucleotides long. The record is from the annotation of a GenBank genome assembly. Lineage: Eukaryota; Viridiplantae; Chlorophyta; Chlorophyceae; Chlamydomonadales; Astrephomenaceae.